Molecule: messenger RNA, 5679 nt
Organism: Loxodonta africana (African savanna elephant)
Lineage: Eukaryota; Metazoa; Chordata; Mammalia; Proboscidea; Elephantidae
Gene: SH2D1B
Product: SH2 domain containing 1B
Exons: 4
Coding region: 362-763 (133 amino acids)
Biological process (GO): negative regulation of signal transduction; regulation of immune response; positive regulation of B cell differentiation
Cellular component (GO): cytosol
Source: RefSeq, a predicted model, not a curated record
GGCUGCAGCCCAGUUCUGGGAAGCUUAACUUCAGCAUUGCAGCCCCAGCCAUUGAACAUCACUGUUUCCACUAUGUGCUAGAAAGUGUUCCCAUCCAAUUCUAUGAGUCAAAGAAACUUACACUCAAGCCUUUUAUAUGCUGAAAUGGCUUGGUCACUUCAUCACCCCCGCCCCUCUCACUUCCUGAAGCUGGCUGAGUCUCACAGAGAAACUUCAUCUCACUCCCACUGGCCAGAAAAGGAAGAAGUGUUUCCAUAGUUACGUCAGGCCAGCUGCCUCCACUUCCCUCCUUAGAGCUGGCCCUCGAAUUGGGGCUGGAUUUCAGGCCGACAAGGUGGCCUGUGAUACGACGGGGAUCUCCAUGGAUCUGCCUUACUACCACGGCCCCUUGACCAAGAGAGACUGUGAGAUCUUGCUGCUCAGGGAAGGAGUAGAUGGCAACUUUCUGUUGAGGGACAGCGAGUCGGUGCCAGGAGCGCUGUGCCUCUGUGUCUCGUUUAAAAAUUUGGUCUACACAUACCGAAUCUUCAAACAGAAACAAGGGUGCUACAGUAUGGAGACUGCGGAAGACGCUCAAAAACAGGUCUUUCCAAGCCUAAAGGAAUUGAUCUCCAAAUAUGAAAAACCGCAUCAAGGGCUGGUGGUUCACCUUUUAAACCCAAUAAUGAGAACGAGCAGGAACCUGGGAUGGAGAAGAGUAAAGAUAUCACAGGAUGAUAAUUAUGAGAACGGUAACAAUGAUUAUGUGAGAGUCUUGCCUUGAAGAUAAGGAGACUGAACAAAGGAAGUUAGAGAUGAAGUGACCCUGCUUCUCUUGUAGAUAUAGGUCUGGAAUGCCAAACUCUUAUGGACAAAUUCAACUUCUUUAUGUUUGGGUAACUGAAGAUGUUUAACCAGCCUCAGAGAAGUCACUCCCCAUGUCCCUGCCUCCCAGGCAUACAGCGUGAGAAGCUUCAAAACCCCUCUCCACCUCUCACUCUUAUUUCAUGGAAUGGGUUAGCCUGAACCCUGAACCUAUUCUUCUUGACUUGUUAAAGGCACUAUCACUACAUCAUGGUUGACACCCUGCUUCCUACUGGGCAAUCAGAGGGUCAGCUUUGUACAGAAGAGACUGCACUUGGCAUCGAAUUACAAACCCUGAGUUCCAGUCCUGCCUCCAUCAUUGGCUAUGGGACUUUGAACAAACACUUCCCCUCUCUGGGUCUCAGUUUCCUCACCUAUAAAGCAAGUGGCUAGACUAAAGGAUACACAACUGCCCCAACUUCUCUGCCAAACUGGUUGUGUCAGGUGGAGUUGGAAAGUCCCGGAGUGAUAAAGAUGUAUACAGGAUCAGUUAGGGCUCAGGGUCCAGCCAUCAGAUUCUGUGCACCUGCCUGCACUGGUCUCAGUCAUGGUGGAAGCCCUGACUUUACAGUCAAAUUGCUAGAACUCCCACUCACCCUUCUCCCUCAGCCUGGGUUACUUUCCAUUGAACUCUCCUCUUUUUAAAUAUUGAUCUUCGAGCCAAACAUUUCCCUGGACACACUUUUUCCCUUGUUUUGCCUAAUUCCACCUCUGUACCAACCACCUCUGCUGCAUGGAUGUGAUUUUCUGCAGCGAUGCAUGUAGGGAUUUAAAAAGAUGUUCUCCUAUGUGUGAUUCUGGUUCUCCACUAGGUUCUAAGAACGGGCUACCAAAGCAAGGCUGGGACUUCCUUCUGUCUUCCACUGUGUGUGGAAAUGUGUGCUAUGCAGAAAUUGUGGCCAGGAAAUAUUCAUGGAAGUUACUGACUGGAAGCCCAUUCUUGAAGGUUUUGUUGAAUUGGUUUCUAUGUCUUUGAAUUUCUCUGCUGGUUCCAAAUAUUAAUUAAAACCUGGUUAGUUCAGAAUGUACUGAAUUCUAUCUAUGCCCUUUCUCUUCCCCAUUUUCAAAAUCACAGUGGUUCAUUUUGCCCCACUGCCCAGUGAGCUGGUUUGUUUGAGCUCUCGGGUCACAGCAAUCCAUGGCUAUUACCAACUAAAAACAAAAACAGUCGCUGCCAGGUCAACUCUAACUCAUGGUGACCUCAUGUGUGUCAAAGUAGAGCUGUGCUCCAUAGGGUUUUCAAGGGCUGAUUUUUCAGAAGUAGUCACCAGGCCUUUCUUCCAAGGUGCCUCCGCAUGGACUUGAACCAUCAGUCUUUCCAUUAGCAGCUGAGCAUAUUAACCAUUCCCACCACCUUGAGGCUCCAACUAAAGGAGAAGCAAAAUGCAACCAUAUUUAGAAAGCUAAGGGUGCUGAGUCCAUCUGGUUCUAAGUCUUUGAUUCUCUUUCCAUGGUGUUAAGAAGCAUGUUCCAGUUUCCAGAACCUACAGCAAUCCUUAGCCCAGCAAAUAUGUUCAAUUGAUAUUUUUUGAAUAAAUGGAUAAAUCAAUCCAGGAAAUGUGGUCACUCAUCCUGCAUAAGAGAGAUUUGCUUGAGUUUUAUAAAUUUCAAAAUCCAUUACAUGGAGCCUAUUAGAUCAAGAUCCUUUCAUUAUAGCUCUCCUAAAAGUUAUUUCUCUUUUCCAAGCAUCCAUGCAUAGCAUCUUGCACAAUACUUGGUCCACAGUAGGCAUUCAGUACAUUUCUCGAAUGAGCAAGUCACAUUUAAUGGCUGAUGUUGAUGCCGUGCUAUAAAUCCCUGAAAUUUUUAGAAGACCCAGAAUACCAGGUCCCAGUAGGAACAGCUGAAACCCCUGGGUGUGUAUGACUGGAAGAGUGAAGACUUAAACUGUAGCAGCUAUUAUAAGUGUUUGAAGUGCUAUUCUGUAACAUAGGGAGUAGACUCACCAGGUACAAUGCCAAACAGAACUUGGACCAAUGACUGAUUGUUUUUCAACCAAAUGUAAGAAAGAACUCUGAACCCACUAGAGCUAUCCUUACACUCCAAUAGUCUAUGUUAUAGUUCAAGUUGAGUCUGAUAUUUUUCAAAGACGUAGGAGAGAGAAUUCUUGCCCUGGGAAGAGAUUAGACUGGCUGACUCCUAAAAUACUUUCCAAGUCAGGAAUAAUUGGAUUCUACUCUCUUCUCUUCUCUUAAUUCUCUUCUUUAUGUUUUGACCUAGGCGUGAAGAGUCGAAUUAAUCACACUCCUUAGCUCUUAAUUCACUAUCACUGUUAGAUCGUGGAAGGCCCUUCUUUUGUUUUAUUUCAUUUUUCUUGACUUCUUCUCUAAUCCCAUUCCCAAUUUUCAUCCCACCAAUAGGAACCAGCUCUGUACUAUUUUGAUACAUGUCCUUGGGUAUCUAUGUGCCCUUGUAGAAUAUAUAGUGUUGGUUGUAAAUAUCUAUCUUUUACAUUUACGUAAAUGGUAUUGCUGCAAACAAAAAAAACCUCUUUCAAGUGUUAAAAAGUGAAGAUGUCACUUUGAGGACUACGGUGUGCCUGACCCAAGCCAUGUGUCUUAGUUAUCUAAGUGCCGUUAUAGCAGAAAUACCACAAGUGGAUGGCUUUAACAAACAGAAAUUUAUUCCCUCACGGUUUAGGAGGCUAGAAGCCCAAAUUCAGGGUGUCAGCUCCAGUGGAAGGCUUUCUGUCUCUGUUGGCACUGGGGAAAGGUCCAAUCUUCCCCUGGCCUAGGAGCUUCUCAGUGCAGCAACCCUGAGUCCAAAGGAUGUGCUCCGCUCCUGGCUCUUCUUGCGUGGUGGUAAUGAGGUCCCUCUCUCUCUCUGCUCGCUUCUCUCUCCUUUUUCUCUUGUAAGAUAAAAGAUGAUGCAGGCCACACCCCAGGGAAACAAUCCUUACAUUGGAUCAGGGCUGUGACCUGAGUGAGGGUGUUGCAUCCCACCCUAAUUCUCUUUAACAUAAUCUACCCUUGCCUCAUUAACCACAGACAGAGAUUAGGAUUUACAACACAUAGGACAAUUACAUCAGAUCACAAAAUGGAGGGCAACCACACAAUACUGGAAAUUGUGGCCUAGCCAAGUUGACACAUAUUUUGGGGGAAACAAUUCAAUCCAUGAUACCAUGGUAUUUUUAUUUGCCUCAUAUGCAUGCGAAGGCCGGGCAAUGAAUAAGGAAGACCAAAGAAGAAUUGAUGCCUUUGAAUUAUGGUUGGUGAAGCAUAUUGGAUAUACCACGGACUUCCAGAAGAAUGAACAAAUCUGUCUUGGAAGAAGUACAGCCAGAAUACUCCUUAGAAGCAAGGAUGGUGAGACUGCAUCUCAUGUACUUUGGACGUGUUAUCGGGAAGGACCAGACCCUGGACGAGGACAUCAUGCUUGGUAAAAUAGAGGGUUGGUGAAAAAGAGGAAGACUCAAUAAGAUGGACUGACACAGUGGCUGCAGCAGUGGGGUCAAGCAUGGCAAUGAUUGUGAGGAUGGCUCAGGCUGGGCAGUGUUUCGUUGUCUUGUACAUAGGGUUGCUGUGAGUCAGAACCAACUUGACAGCACCUAACAACAACAACAAAUGGUACUGUACUAUUGCUCCAAUUUUGUUAUGACUUUUUGCAUUCAACACUAUGUUUGGUUCUAUUUCAUACUGUUGAGUAUACAUCUAGUUCAGUGCCUCUGAUGCAUGCUAUUCCAUCAUAUUUUGCAUCCACCACAUACCACAUUUUGCUUAUCCUCUUCUAGAGAUAGACAUCUAGAUUGGUUCUAAUUCCCUGCUACCAGAAACAACACUGUGAUGAGCAACCUUGGACAAGUCUUCUUAUGGAACUGUAAGAAGGUUUCUCUGGAUUACAUGGGUUGGUCAGAAAGUAUGUUCUUGCUUAAUGGUGAUAUAAUCAAUCACAUCAAGUAUUUUUGCCUUAAGUUUUGUGCUUUUUGGUUCUUGUUUAAGAAGUACUUCCCUACUCCAACAUCAUAAAAAAAAAAAAUUAUCCUACUUUUGGUGAGAAGGGGGAGGAGAAAUAUUAUCUAAAUAUAUUUCAUGGUUAUUGGUUUAUUCAAUUAUUGUGUCAAUUUUGGCAUUACUUUUCCAGGAAUUUAUCCAUAAUUCAAAAUUAUUGGCAUGUAUAGUUCAUAAUAUUUUAUUUUUAAAUCUCUGUUGUGACUUUAGUCAUAUUUCCUUUUUCACUCUGUAUCUUAUCUGAAUUUUCUUAUUUAUUAAUCGGUUUUCUCUCUUAUUAAUCCUUUGAAAGCCAGCAUUUGGUUUUGUUAAUCUUUUGUUGUUGUUUUUUGUAGAUUGUUAUUCUCUAAUUUUAUCCUUUUUUUUUAGAGGGGGCUUAUCUGGAUUGUUUUCAAUAUUCAUUGCUUUCUAAUAAAUAUAUUAAAGCUAUGAAUUUACCUCACAGUACUACUUUAACUAUAUCCCACAAAUUUUAAUAUGAAUCAUUUUUCCUGCUGUUCAGGUUGAAGUAUUUUUAAUUUCUGUAAAGAUUUGAUCUUCAAUUCAAGGGUUAUUUACUAGUUUGUGAUAUGUUCUGAAACAUAUAUUUUUAGUUCUCAUUUUAGUAUAGAUUUCAGAUUAUAUACCAUUAGUUUAUUUGCCUCUGAUUUCUGAGGCUUCCUUUGCUGACCUGGUAUAUGUGAAUAUUUUGUUGAUAAGAAUUGUUAUUUCUGUUCAGUGCAAAAAUCAUUCUCAUCCUCCCUUCAUAUAUAUUAAAUAUUAGAGAUCAUGUAAAAUAUUUGUAUAUGUUUGACCCAAAAUUUAAUAAAGUUUACAUUUCCAGUUAUAACAAUUAUGUUUAAAUUGUCCUCAUGGUUCUGUAAGUCUUGUUUUAACUAUUUUCAGGCUA